UCACAUGCUUGUAAGAACUUUCGUGGCUAGUUUUAAGUGAAUUAUAAAAUUAUUACAGUUAUAAAUAAUAAUAUAAAAUGGGCUUAACGAAGCAAUAUUUGAGAUACGUACCAGCUGGAAAUUUUAAUAUAAUUGCAAGUCAAAAUUGUAACGUUGAAUUUGUUACUUUGGAAGGACAAGAAGGAAGAUUUGUGGCAGUUGGAGCAUGCGAACAUAUUAUUAUUUGGGACUUACGACUAGGAGAAAAAGCUCAAGUACUCCCUGGAGAAAAAGCUAUCAUUACAGCUAUUUGUGCAAGUCCGAAUAAGAGACACUUAGCUGUAGGUUACGACGAUGGAAACGUACAAGUUUAUGACUUGAAGUCUGCAGAAGUAAUUAGCAUCUUUUCUGGGCAUCGCUCUGAAGUUACCACUUUGGCUUUUGAUAGUUUUGGACAUAAGUUAGCCUCUGGUUCAAAGGAUACUGAUGUUAUAGUGUGGGACACUGUUGCGGAAACCGGUCUUUGCAGACUUUCAGGUCAUAAAGGACCCAUUACACAAAUUUCUUUUAUGUCUCAGUAUCCCAUUUUAAUAAGUGGUUCUAAGGAUAGCUUUGUUAAAUUCUGGGAUUUGGAUACACACCAUUGCUUCAAAACAUUAGUUGGUCAUCGAACUGAGGUGUGGGGCUUAAGUUUGAUUAAAGAUGACCAGUACUUAGUGACAGGUUGUGGUGAUGCUGAAUUAAGAGUCUGGAAACUGUCACAGAAAGACCAUGAUUCAGAAAAUAAAAAUUUGGUUGACCACCUAACAACAACUUUGGAGUUGGUUGAUUUGCAUGAUUCUGAUGAUCCAAAUCAUCCUUUACAAUGUCACAAAAUAGGAUCUUUAUUGAGAGCUGGUAAAGGACGCGUAGUGUCUAUGUUUAGUGAUGCUAGUGGUCAAGUUAUUGGCUGUCAUGGUACAGAUAUGCAGCUGGAAGUAUUUUACUUCUGUACAGACGAUGAAGCUCAAGUGCGUUUAAAAAAGAGAUUAAAAAAGGAAAGAAAGAAAAACAAAGCUUCAUCAGAUGAAAAUGAGGAAUUAGAAAAUAAUGAUUUGCAACUCACAUUAAGGGAUGAAGUAAAACGAUUGGUUCCUAUAAAAUUAUCAAAUAAACCAAAGUCUUUGGAUUUAGUUCUUGGCAAUGGUGGUGAAUUAAGAGUAGCUGUUAAUUUAUCUAAUAACACUGUAGAAUUAUAUACAAUUCAGACUAAUGUCAAAAAUUCAGAAGCCACUUGUUUGAGAUCAAUUAUUCAUCAAGGACAUCACAGUGAAGUUAGAGCAGUUAGUUUUAGCAAUGAUAAUUUAGCUAUUGUUUCUGGAAGUGCAGAAGCCAUUAAAAUGUGGAAUAGGCCGUCACAAGCAUGUUUGAGGACAGUUAGUACAGGGUAUAUUUUGUCGACUAUCUUUGUCCCUGGAGAUCGUCACGUCCUGGCGGGUCUGAAGGAUGGAACGUUGUUAAUUAUCGACAUAGCAGCCGGAGACAUAUUGGAAGAAAUUCCAGCCCAUAGCGCCGAAUUGUGGUCGAUUUGUUUGCUGCCAGAUCAGAGAGGUUGUGUGACUGGAGGUGGCGAUAAAACUGUAAAGUUUUGGCAGUUUGAGCUCGUGGUUGAUGAAAAAAGCGAAAGCAAAGCGAAAGUUCUUUCGUUGUUACACACACGAACGUUAAAACUUGAAGAUACCGUUCUUUGUGUGAAAAUAUCACCCAAUGGGAAAUUCAUUGCAGUUGGAUUAUUGGACUCCACUGUUAAAAUAUUCUUCGUGGAUACGUUCAAGUUUUAUUUGUCCCUAUAUGGUCACAAAUUACCCGUGCUGUGUAUGGAUAUCUCGUCGGAUUCUACUCUCAUAGCUACAGGAUCUGCAGACCGCAAUGUUAAAAUAUGGGGAAUGGAUUUCGGAGACUGUCACAGAAGCCUCUUCGCCCACGACGAUUCUGUCACCGGCUUACAGUUUGUCCCCCGAACACAUUACUUUUUCACAUGCGGUAAAGACGGAAAAGUUAAACAAUGGGAUGGCGAUACAUAUGAUAAAAUAAUCACGCUUCAAGGGCACGCUGGUGAAGCAUGGUCACUCUCCGUCAGCCCCAGUGGCCAGUUUGUUGUAUCGUGCGGUGCUGACCGCGUUCUAAGACUCUACGAAAAAUCAGAACAACCACUGGUAUUGCAAGAUGAACAAGAAGAAGAAAGAGAGCAACAGGAAACGCUCGCUACUGGAGAGCAGACUGUUAUUCCAGGUCAAACUAGUUUGAAUUUACCUUCAAAGAAAACAGUUGGGAGUGAAAAAGCAGCUGAAAGCAUACUGGAGUCUCUCGAAAUUUGCGAAAAAUAUAAAGAACAGUUGGCGGAACAUGAAGCCCUUCAAGCUGCGUCGACGCAGACUUUGCCCUUGCCUCAACCACCUUUGCUGAUGCAGGCUUUAAACGUUUCUACGCCAGAUGAUUUCCUUUUAGAAACCAUUAGAAGGAUACGUCCAAGUGAUUUAGAGGAAGCGCUACUUUUAUUACCACUCAAUUCAGUAUGUGAAGUUUUGCAAAUUCUACCUGCUUUAAUUGCGAGAGGCGACCAGAUCGAGUUGAUGUGUAAAAUUUGUGUAUUUUUACUGAAGCUACAUCACGCACCAGUAGUAGCUAAUCAUACGUUACUAGUUACUCUGCAACAGUUACAGAAAUUAGCUUUUAGUAAAGUGCAAGAAUUACGAGAUAUGGUUGGAUAUAAUCUGUAUGGAAUGCAAUUUAUGCAGAGAGAGAUUGAAGCAGCUGAAGGUGUCCAGAUGUUUAGAGACGCGACUGUAGAAAAAAAGAAGGGAGACAAGAAAAGAAAACAACGAGAAAAGUUGAAGAGAUCGAUGAUCGUUUUAAAUAGUUAGUUGUGGUGGAAAAUACGCUUCUGGUUGUAAAUACUUUGUUGCGAAAGAAAUGAAAAAUUUAGUACCAUAAUAUUUUUUUAUUACUGUUUUUAAGUUCAUUACAUAUGUGAAAAUAAACAAAUCAGUAUUCUAA
Molecule: messenger RNA, 3015 nt
Organism: Zophobas morio
Lineage: Eukaryota; Metazoa; Arthropoda; Insecta; Coleoptera; Tenebrionidae
Product: WD repeat-containing protein 3
Exons: 13
Coding region: 78-2882 (934 amino acids)
Biological process (GO): maturation of SSU-rRNA
Cellular component (GO): small-subunit processome; Pwp2p-containing subcomplex of 90S preribosome
Molecular function (GO): snoRNA binding; protein binding
Source: RefSeq, a predicted model, not a curated record